Molecule: messenger RNA, 4551 nt
Organism: Molossus molossus (Pallas's mastiff bat)
Lineage: Eukaryota; Metazoa; Chordata; Mammalia; Chiroptera; Molossidae
Gene: TENT5C
Product: terminal nucleotidyltransferase 5C
Exons: 2
Coding region: 160-1335 (391 amino acids)
Biological process (GO): mRNA stabilization
Molecular function (GO): poly(A) RNA polymerase activity; RNA binding
Source: RefSeq, a predicted model, not a curated record
UAAGAACGAAGGGGGCGGCGGCCCGCCGGCUCACUUGGUGCAGCUGCUCGGGGGCUGUAGUGACCGUCCCGCUCCUGUUGGGGGCUGCCCACACCAAGGACCUGCCUCUGUCGUCUCCUCCUCCGUCGCUCAGUUUCCCUGGCAAGAACAUCCCCCAAGAUGGCAGAGGAGAGCAACAGUACCAGGGACUGUGUGUCCUUCAGCGUGCUCAACUGGGAUCAGGUCAGCCGGCUGCAUGAGGUCCUGAAUGAGGUCGUACCCAUCCACGGGCGAGGCAACUUUCCGACCUUGGAGAUAACUCUGAAGGACAUUGUCCAGACCGUCCGCAGCCGGCUGGAGGAGGCAGGCAUCAAAGUGCAGGAUGUCCGGCUGAACGGCUCUGCCGCUGGCCACGUCUUGGUCAAAGACAACGGCUUGGGCUGCAAAGAUCUAGACCUAAUCUUUCACGUGGCUCUUCCCACCGAGGUAGAAUUUCAGCUGGUCAGGGAUGUGGUUCUGUGUUCCCUUCUGAACUUCCUGCCGGAGGGUGUGAACACACUCAAAAUCAGCCCGGUCACUCUGAAGGAGGCCUAUGUGCAGAAGCUGGUGAAGGUGUGCACAGACUCCGACCGCUGGAGCCUCAUCUCCCUCUCCAACAAGAAUGGGAGGAACGUGGAGCUGAAGUUCGUCGACUCCAUCCGGCGUCAGUUCGAGUUUAGCGUGGACUCCUUCCAGAUCAUCCUGGAUUCUUUGCUCUUCUUCUACGACUGCUCCAGCCAGCCCAUCUCUGAGCAGCUCCACCCCACAGUGAUCGGGGAGAGCAUGUACGGGGACUUCGAGGAGGCCUUCACCCACCUGCAGAACAGACUGAUUGCCACCAAGAACCCAGAAGAGAUCAGGGGCGGGGGGCUGCUCAAGUACAGCAACCUCCUCGUGCGGGACUUCCGGCCCACAGACCAGGAGGAGAUCAAAACUCUCGAGCGCUACAUGUGCUCCAGGUUCUUCAUCGACUUCCCGGACAUCCUGGAACAGCAAAGGAAGUUGGAGACCUACCUUCAAAACCACUUUGCCGAAGAAGAGAGGAGCAAGUAUGACUACCUCAUGACCCUGCGCAGGGUCGUGAAUGAGAGCACCGUGUGCCUCAUGGGGCACGAGCGGAGGCAGACCCUGAACCUCAUCUCCCUCCUGGCCUUGCGCGUGCUGGCCGAGCAGAACAUCAUCCCCAGCGCCACCAACGUCACCUGUUACUACCAGCCAGCUCCUUAUGUCAGCGACGGCAACUUCAACAACUACUACGUUGCCCAACCUCCAGUGACCUACAGCCAGCCCUACCCUACCUGGCUGCCCUGCAACUAACCUUGAGACCGGAGGGUUUUCACAGUGGGAACCCCCAUAGGGCAAGGGCUCUCAGGUAGGGGAGCCUCCUUCUAGAUGUAGGUGUUUGGCUUUUAAAGGGGAACUCAGCUCUGAUUCUGCUUUUUUGUGUGUGUGUACCCAUUGGAAUGGGUCUGCAGUACAUCGUGAGCCAGCCCUGAAGGGACCCAUUAUUCCAGUGCCACUUUGGAAAAUGCUGUAGGAAGUAUGGUCUGUCCACAUCUUUCCCACAUAGCCGCUAACAGGUCAUGUCCCAGACGUCAGCGCAGGGGACCUGAGCUCUGUGCGGGAAUUGAGAGGGGGAACUCUGGGCGGCGUAGAGUAGUCAGCUACUUGUCUGCUCGCUCGAGCCUGGAGCAGGCUCUGCUGGCCCUCACUCAGGGUUCUCAGUUACAUGAAAGUUGUGUGGAUGGUCUAUUUUCUUGUAUCAAUUUUAGUCAGGCAUAAAAUUGUAAACAUGAGGGUGCUCCUGUGACUUAAUUUUUUUUUUGGUUCAAAGGACUACAUUGUUUAUGUUUAUUCCCUGUCAGCAGAGCUGAGGAUUAUUUUCAUCAAUAAACCAAAGCCUAUAACUGGAGAAUUAAGAUCUGGUUAGAAGUGGUUUAUGGUUUAGAUGCUGUGCUAUCAUGAGAAAUUGUGUGAAAUAUUGCUGAGGGGGGAAAAGAAGAUCUUUUCUUGAAGUAUAACUUGAAAACAAAAUAAAAUGUGCAACAUAAUGUUAAAAUAGAAUUGUGGUGGGGAUGAUGUAAAUAGGAAACAGGAAUGUUCAGUUGUUGUUUUUUCUUGAAGAAAUUCCUAUUGGAUAACACUUCUUUUUUCCUCAUCAGCUCAUCGCUUUUGUUUUUCUCUUCCUAAGACUAGGAGUGUGCUAAGUCUAGGGGGUCCUCGUAGUAACUGACCUGUGAGGGUCUUCCCGUGUUUUAAUUGGAAACCCAUUUUGAUCACAUUCCAAGUAUGACAAGCUGUUUUUCUGGAGUACUUGGGCUGAUUUGUUGUUGUUGUUUUCAAAAGGAGCGAUUUCCUCCUCUAGGUGUUUUUUUUGUUUUUUUGUUUUUUUGGGCAGCCAAUGAGUCCCGGAAUUUCAGUAGAACUGAGUGACCUGUGGGUGGUCCGCGCUUGCGGGCAGAGCUCUUUGGCUUCCGGUUGCUUUAGAAAAGAACCCGCUGUCCCUGUGCUGUGCGUGAGGUGCAGGCCUGGCGUCCGGUCGGGCCUGUGUGCAACGGCAGGGCUGAGGCACCUUGCGUGGUCCUCUGGUGUAUUUGCGGGAAGAACUGAGUGAAUGAAGAAGAAUUAUCCUUGUUCUGGUAGAUUCGACCAUACCUGUUUGUAUUCUGCACUUUAGAAGGAAAACAGUAUUAAUCUCUAGUCUAAAGCAAGCUUAGUAAAUGGGGGAGUUCUGGGCUGUUGCUUUCCCGGUAGAUUAAAUAAGGGAUUUUGUGUUUUGAAACUUUUUGUGCGUUCUCUUAGCAAGCAUCACUUUAGGGUGUCAAGGGCAAAGAAACAAAGUGUUGCCAGCCAGCUUGGUUUCUGAAGUUAUUCAGUCUAACCCGUGGUCCCGAUUUUAAAUUUCUCCUGUAGCCAUAAAAAUCCCAAGCCCUGAGUGAUUGCUUUUCCUUGCUUUAAUAAGCAAUGAAGUUACCUUAAUGCAAAAUAUGCUUAAUAGAAAAGGAGUGGUUUGCUCUUUUCUGAAGAUUGUAUUUUCAAAGUUUUUCCUGGAAUGUGAUGUUUUGGUCUCCUGAAAAGCAGAUGGGGCAUAGCUGAGCCCCAGGGCUUAGCUGGUCUCCAGGUUGUGCUGUAUUAGGUGAAUAGAAGCCACUUCUUAGUGUAACCAGCUCCUGUUUCCCUGUGAGCCAGUCAUAUUUAAAUUCACUGGCUUUGAGUCAAGGCUGGUGCAGCAUUGGAGGGGUGGGGGCGGGGUGCUUCAGUGGUAAAAGGGGGACAAUGAAGAGUGAAUCCCAACUUUAAAAACGACAUGGUCGUCCGUGACCUUAAAGACUGCCAUUGCGGUCAGAUGGCAACACGUUUGCCCCAAAAUGGCAGAUCUGUUUCCCCAAGUGUGAGUGUGAUGAAGCUGCCAACAAAAGCACUUGCCAAUAGCAUUGCACUAACCAGGAGGCUUGGGGCUCAGGGCAGUCAGGCUCCAGAUGAAGACAGGACCACAGCUGCAGCAAGUAAUUAAAUUUCAGUUUGUCCUUCGAGCUCUUUCCGCUCAUUUUUCUCCUAGUUGGUACUAGGCCUUCUUUAGAAGGAAGGGAGAGACAGAAGAUGCCAGAAAUUCUCAGCCCCCUGGUUCUUUACCACCGCUGCCUGACGGCCAGCUGGUGAGUCUCUUCACCUGAAGUUCUUAGGCGGCCCGGCCGUUUUGGAGUUUCAGAGUGACAUGUUUGAGAACCAUCAGGGUAAAAAGCUGCACUUUUGAAACACCACCUUGGCCUCGCUGUGUCUCCACCUGCUCUAGGAGUGUUUUGCCCGCCUCAGAAUAGACCAGGUAACCUUGAAUUUCAGGUGUCUGGGAAUUCUAGCCGAAACCAGCCUUUCGUGCUGCUCACAAGCACCAGGUACUCUGAACUCGUGCUGAGUCCAGUGGUUCUUCUGCUCUGUGUUGAGUAACAUGAAACUUGGCAGAGGCCAAGGGCACUAAAGUUCAAGUUCAAGUUCUCAUAUACAUUUAGGCAGUCUCCUCUGCUUCGGGGCUCAGAACAGUUUUCUGAUGCUUUCUACAAGUGUGCAGCUGGUUACCCUGCCCUGCUUCUUGGCGUCAGGUUGAGCAGCAGUGAGAUUAAAGCAGUAUUUUUCCCUUGUGUUGGGAGAAGGGAACACACUAAAUUCCCAGCCCAGAGCAUCAGUCUCACCCUUAAAUCUCACCUUGGCAGCAAGGCACUGCUCCUCACUCAAUGACUGGAUCUCGGAAACCCAACUCCGUAUCACUAACGCCUUCGAAUCAGGGCUCCUGCUGACCACAUGCGGGAUGUGGCAUGAACCACACCCAGGAGGCCUGGCCGAUGGGGGAGUCGGGAGGAAAAUGCUGGGUUCCUGAUGUACAAAUGUAGUUUGGUGUGUGUCCCCCCCCCCCUCCCCCCCCCACACACACCCUGUUGAAUUUUUCCCUGAAGAUUUGAGUUACAGUGAGCUGUGCAUGAACCUGUGGGUUUUUGUUUUUUGGUGACUUUUUUUUUUUUUUUUUGGUGAUGACUCAUU